AUGCACGGCCUCACGCUCGAUCGAAAGCAGAUGGAGCAGGAACGAUUGGCGAGAGUUGCUGCCCGCAAUAAUAAACGAGAACGCUCCAUCUCACCGCCAGCAAUACGAACAAAGCCCUCGCUCGUGACGUCUUCCUCCUCAGUAGCUCAGCAGAAGCCAAUCAACGACGAUCCGGCCUUGAAAUAUCCUAACGGCGUGGUAAGAAAGACUUGGGCAUUUGGCCACGACCGUGUCAACGAUAUAAAGAUUGAGGAAGUACUCGAGCCGCUCACGCUCAAAAUUGCUGUGUUGUCCGCUUUCAAAUGGGACACAGAAUGGGUUCUGUCGAAACUCAAGACCCCUCCAAAGGGAGGGAACACGAAGUGCGUGUUCGUGAUGGAAGCCAAGGAGCGCGAGCUUCGUCAGCAGAUAUUGAGCGACAUUGAGGAGCAGUCCUCGUGGCUUCGAGUCUGCUUCCCGCCGAUGAAUGGCGCAUUUUGCAUGCAUUCUAAGCUUAUGCUGUUGUUUCAUCCCACAAAAUUGCGCAUCGCUAUUCCCACCGCCAAUUUGCUCAAUUUUGACUGGGGCGAGACGGGACAAAUGGAGAAUAGCGUGUUCAUGAUUGAUCUUCCUCGCCUGUCACAACCAGAGGGACAAGAUCUCGCUGAUGUGACCUCAUUCGCUAAGGAACUGCUGCAUUUCGUCAAGAAGCAAGGCAUCAGCGACGAUGUACAGAAGGGAUUAUUGAAGUUCGACUUUAGCGCCACUGCCAACAUUGCUUUUGUACACAGCAUCGGAGGGUCAUCUCUGGGCGAAGACGCGGCGCGCACUGGUCUGGCAGGACUGUCUCAGGCUGUUCGCUCCCUGCGACUCACAACAUCUAAAGACUUGGAGCUUGACUUCGCUGCGUCUUCGAUCGGCUCCCUCAAGGAAGAUUAUCUUCGGACUUUCCACGCCGCCGCGCGAGGGGAGGAUCUGAUUUUGGCGCAAUCCACUGCAUCAAGCAAAGCAAAGGCAAGCUUCUUCAAAAAGACCACCGACAAGUCUCGGGUAGAUGACAAUGUCCGGAUCAAGGACAAACUGCGGAUCUAUUUCCCUACCAAAAACACCGUCGAGUCUUCUCGAGCAGGCGCGGCCGGCACGAUCUGUUUGCAGCGGGCGUGGUUCGAAGCAGCCACUUUUCCAAGUGAGAUCUUCCGGGACUAUGUAUCUACACGGUCCGGCAUACUCAGCCACAGCAAAAUCAUGUGCGCGCGUGGCGUUUCCGACAAUCCCACCACAAACAAAAUCAAUUCUGGUGUGGCUUGGGUGUACGUGGGAUCGGCGAACAUGUCAAUGUCUGCGUGGGGCACCGUAGCUAAGGAUAGCAAAGGUAAAGUGUCAUGCCGGAAUUGGGAGUGUGGUAUUCUAUUGCCCGCAAUGGUGCCGAGGACCAUGGAUUCGACGACCACAGAACCGACGGAGGAGCAGAGCGACAAGAAGCAGAUCCUGCAAUCGAGCGCAAAGCUUCCCGCAGAUGUCGCAGUGGCCGCUAGUAUACCGGACAUGGAUGUCUUCAAAGGCGUCAUCGAUUUACCUUUUGUCGUGCCUGGCAGCCCGUACAAUGGUAGAGAACCGUGGUACUUCAUGGAGACGAGGUGA
Dissoconium aciculare CBS 342.82 is the source of this 1620-nucleotide messenger RNA. RefSeq names its product phospholipase D/nuclease. NCBI's taxonomy places the organism in Eukaryota, Fungi, Ascomycota, Dothideomycetes, Mycosphaerellales, Dissoconiaceae. Gene Ontology annotation, cellular component: nucleus. Gene Ontology annotation, biological process: single strand break repair; double-strand break repair. Gene Ontology annotation, molecular function: single-stranded DNA binding; double-stranded DNA binding; 3'-tyrosyl-DNA phosphodiesterase activity. The transcript is spliced from 3 exons. The record is from RefSeq and is a predicted model, not a curated record. Bases 1 to 1620 code for a protein of 539 amino acids.